AUGUCGGUGACGCUUCACACGACCCAAGGCGACGUGAAGUUGGAGCUGUUCUGCCAGUCCACGCCAAAGACGAGCUACAACUUCCUGGCUCUGUGUGCGAGCGGGGCAUACGAUGGCUCUCCAUUUCAUCGAUGCAUCCCCGGCUUCAUGGUGCAAGGCGGCUCGCCAGCGGCAGGAUCUACCAAAGACAGCGAGUCCGUGUACGGCGGGAUGUUUGAAGACGAAACCAAGUCUUCUCUGAAACAUCACGCACGCGGGAUUCUCAGCAUGGCGAACAAAGGCCCACGCACCAACGGCAGCCAGUUCUUCUUGACAUUCGCCGCCGCCCCGCACCUGGACGGCAAGAACACUGUUUUUGGCAGAGUACUUGAGGGUUGGGAUGCUCUGGAUCAAAUCGAGGCUGUGCAGGUCGACAAGAAGAACCGACCUCAGACAGCGAUCAAGAUUGAACGAGUUACGAUUCACGCCAAUCCACUUGCGGACGAGAGAUGA
Molecule: messenger RNA, 492 nt
Organism: Neohortaea acidophila
Lineage: Eukaryota; Fungi; Ascomycota; Dothideomycetes; Mycosphaerellales; Teratosphaeriaceae
Product: cyclophilin-like domain-containing protein
Exons: 1
Coding region: 1-492 (163 amino acids)
Biological process (GO): protein peptidyl-prolyl isomerization
Cellular component (GO): catalytic step 2 spliceosome
Molecular function (GO): peptidyl-prolyl cis-trans isomerase activity
Source: RefSeq, a predicted model, not a curated record